Molecule: messenger RNA, 7023 nt
Organism: Aedes albopictus (Asian tiger mosquito)
Lineage: Eukaryota; Metazoa; Arthropoda; Insecta; Diptera; Culicidae
Exons: 5
Coding region: 478-6474 (1998 amino acids)
Biological process (GO): DNA integration
Molecular function (GO): nucleic acid binding
Source: RefSeq, a predicted model, not a curated record
CGUACCAAAACAGAACAAAUAUUGGAUAUGCUUGAAUGACUAGUGGAAGUUUAACGAAUUUGCAAAAACCCAGUUAAUUUGAUUAUUAGUGCGUUGAAUUACAGCUAUUGAAGGCCGACGGACAAGCCGGCGGAUAGCUAUUUCCGAAUAUUUUUACACGCGCACAGAAUUCUAUUGAAAUCAAUUGCAUAAAUAAAUUAAAACUUGCAAUUAGUUAAAAUAUCUCGUCUAGAGUUGAAAAUUUGGAGCAACCUACAGUUUGAAACCUAACCUAAAAUUAUUAGCUACGAGAGGAAUCUUAAAGAAUUAAGGAAAUACUGAAGAUUUGUAAGUAGUUUUAUUCAUAAUACUCUUAUAUGUAAAUUUGACACCUAAAUAUAUUACAGUUAAAGUUGCCCUGACACCGCAGAACUGUGGUCCCGCUUCUUGAAAAUUCAGUUCGAACAUCCUUUAAAAAUCUUCAACGAUUCCUCCAGCAUGCCGACAUCCAAAGCGAAUGAUCCACAGGUACCGAAAGGCUGUAUGGCCUGCAACCGCCCCGACCACAUUGAAGACAUGGUGGCCUGCGAUGACUGCGGGAAAUGGUAUCAUUUCGGCUGCGCGAAUGUCGAUGAAUCUGUCGUGGACCAAUCGUGGAAGUGCCAACCCUGUGGACUCCUCCUAGUCAACGCGGCAUCAAAUACAGCAGCCUGUGCGAGUUUGAACGUCCCCACUGGCGCGUUAAGGAAAACUGGUAAAACGGCCGGUAGCAAGGUAACGAGUUCCCGAAAAUCAAAAAAGACUGCUGCUAGUAAAACGGCGAGUAUGACUUCUAGUGCAAGGGCACAACUUGCGUUGGAGUUGGAAGUACUAAACGAACAACAGCAGUUAGAAGAGUUAGAGCUAGAAGAGGAAAAGCAGAUUAGAGCUAGGCAGAUUGAACAAGAGAAGAUUAUAAGGGACAGAGAGUUAGAGAUAGAGGCUAAGAAGUUAGCAGAGGAAAAGGCAUUUUUGGAAAGAAAGACGGCCGAAGAGUUAAAGUUUCGUAGAGAUCAAAUGGCUAUUAAGAGGAAGUCGCUAGAAGAGAAAGCUAAACUAAUUCGCGAACAGUCAAUUCGUGGGAGUAGUCGGUCAUCGAGCGUUAGUGAAAGUGUUGCAGAAGUGAGCGCAAAAGUGAAUAAGUGGCUGGAGAAAACGGAACAGCAUGCCGGAGAUAAUCAAGAGCAUGCAAUCGAACCAAAUGACCCGGAGCUCGGUCUGAAAAACGCAGCUUUUGUAAGUUGCUUCAAUAAGCUCGGACUGACGCAGCGAGAGGAAGCUGGAGUGGCAGGCUUCGGCGAUAGGCAGACCGUUAAACCAAUUGCUGUUCCUCGCGAUCCAGAACACUUCCCGCAAAACUUCAACAAAGCUGCUGCGUGGCAGAACGUAGUUGACGGAAUCACAAGAGGCGAACAGGUGGGAAGCGGGAGAGGAGCGAAGCUUCCCGAGCAAACAUGUGUGUCACUAGGACGACAAAGUUUCGAUGACGAUAAUUUGUCUGCGUUUGAUCAUCAAGUGGGUCCUACGAACCGCCAACUGGCAGCACGUCAGGUAAUGGGCAAGGAUCUGCCCAUUUUCUCUGGCAAUCCAGAAGACUGGCCGAUUUGGGUGAGCAACUUUGAAAGAUCAACGACGACGUGUGGAUUUUCCCAGGACGAAAAUUUGAUUCGACUUCAACGCUGUCUUAAAGGGCCCGCCCUUGAAACGGUACGAGGCCGGCUUUUAACACCAGCUAGUGUACCACAUGUGAUCAAGACGCUGCAGCUACGCUAUGGUCGACCCGAAACCUUGAUAAGAGCUCUCACCGAAAAGAUCCGACAUCUUCCACCGCCGAAAAUGGAUAAUCUGGAGAGUAUCAUCGAUUUCGGUAUGGCAGUUGAUAACUUAGUGGAGCAUCUAAAGACAGCGAAACAGUAUGCUCAUCUAACAAACCCUUCUUUGAUACACGACUUGGUCGGCAAGCUGCCGGUCGAAUAUAGAAUGAAAUGGGCAGCGUUCAAAGGAGCUCGAGCCGAUGCCGAUCUGAGAAUAUUUGGAUCUUUCAUGAACGCAAUCGUGGAGUUAGCCUUUGAAGUAGCCGACGACCAACCGACAAGUACGCCAUCGAAAACCCAACAAAAACCUAAAGAACGUGUGUACCUACAGACUCAUUCCGAAUCAAUGGACGCGAGUGCUGAAAAUGUUACCGUAUCAAGGUUCCGACUGGAUAAAGCUCAAAAAAAGAUUUGUGUGGCAUGUUUAACUGAAGGUCAUCGAGUGUAUGAGUGCGAGCAAUUCAGAUCGCUGAAUGUCGACGAGCGGCUGAAGAUCGUGAACCAGAAUUCAUUGUGCAGAACCUGUUUAAAUCAGCACGGUAGAUGGCCUUGUCGAACCUGGCAAGGAUGCGGCAUUUCAGGGUGUCGACUGCGGCAUCAUACGUUGCUGCACCAACCACCACAAGUAACUUCGGUUGGCGUUUCAACAAGCCAUUUGGAUUCGCAGCAGUCAUCUAACGGUCCGCUGUUCAGAAUUCUACCAGUUACGUUGUAUGGACCAAGUGGAAAGAUAGACAUAUUCGCUUUCAUCGAUGAAGGAUCCCAACUGACGCUGCUAGAGGACGAGGUUGCUGCCAAAAUAGGGCUUUCUGGCCCCUGUGAGCCGUUGCAGUUGCUGUGGACAGGGAACGUUACACGUAGUGAAUCUACAUCUCGGCGACUUUUGGUGGAUAUUGCAGGAACCAGGAUGAGCCAGAAAUAUAAACUUGCCGAUGCUCGUACAGUUGGAAAGUUGAUGCUUCCAGCGCAGGCACUCUGCUACAGUUAUCUAGCGGCACGAUACCCUCACCUCCGAGGACUUCCUAUAAGCGAUUACGAGGAAGUUGUACCGAAGCUUCUCAUUGGUCUUGACAACCUGAAGCUCACAAUUCCGUUGAAGAUUCGAGAGGGAGACUGGGGACAACCUAUGGCAGCCAAAUGUCGACUUGGAUGGAGCAUCUAUGGAUGUUCGGCUAAUGCAUCCGGAUCGGUUACUUGUGGGUUUCACGUUGGAGGAUGGACCAAUCGAGAUCAGGAGCUAAAUCAAUUAGUCAAAAACUACGUAGCUCUCGAUAACGCCGGUAUAACAUCACCUGCUGCACCUUUGGAGUCAGAUGAAGAUCGCCGUGCAAGGGAGAUACUGGAAGCAACUACUCGAAGAACUGCUACCGGCUUCGAAACCGGCCUCCUCUGGAAGACAGACUGCGUGCAGCUGCCCAACAGUUACGGUAUGGCCUAUCGACGGCUCCGCAGCCUGGAGAGAAAACUGUCAUCGGACGAACAGCUGUACGACACCGUACGCACAACAAUACGAGACUACGUGACGAAACAGUAUGCGCAUGCAGCCACGGAGUACGAACUUACAACAACGAGGCCGGAUAAAUGUUGGUAUCUGCCACUUGGGGUAGUGGUAAACCCUAGGAAGAACAAGGUCCGGUUGAUUAUGGACGCAAGAGCAACUGUGGACGGUGUGUCGUUCAAUUCUAUCCUAAUGAAAGGCCCGGACUUAUUGACGUCGCUUCCAGCAGUUCUUUGCCAUUUCCGCCUCUUUCAGUACGCUUUGGCUGCUGAUAUUAAAGAAAUGUUCCAUCGCAUCAAGAUAAGGGAGGAAGAUCGACAAUUCCAGAGGUUUCUAUGGCGAGAUGAACCAGACAUGGAACCGACAACAUUCGUUAUGGAUGUGGCAAUUUUUGGAUCCACAUGCUCCCCAAGUUCAGCUCAAUUUGUGAAGAAUCAAAACGCACAGGAGUUUGCAAGCGAAUUCCCUAGAGCUGCCGAUGCGGUAAUUCGUCAUCAUUAUGUUGACGACUACUUGGAUAGCUUUGGAACAACAGAAGAAGCAGUGAAAGUCGGCCGUGAUGUGAAAGAAAUUCAUGCGAGAGGAGGAUUCGAAAUCCGCAAUUUUCUGUCAAACAGUGCUGAGAUCGUCCAACGCGUGGGAGCUCAAUCAACGGCGAUGGAAAAACUGCUUAAUGCUGGAAAGGAGGAGUUUUCCGAAUGUGUUUUGGGAAUGAGAUGGAUGCCUUCGAGCGACAACUUCACCUACUCGCUUCAGCUCCGGGAAGACCUACGGAACGUGUUGGCCGAAGAACACAUUCCUACAAAACGUGAAGUACUACGAGUUGUUAUGAGCCUCUUCGAUCCACUGGGGCUUAUAGCAUUCUAUCUCAUACACGGAAGAAUUCUUAUGCAGGACAUAUGGGCUUCCAGGAUCGAUUGGGAUGAAACCAUUGGCAAUGAGUUAAGCGAACGAUGGCGACUAUGGAUCGGGUACCUCCCUCAGUUGGACUCGCUCCGCAUUCCACGUUGCUACUUUGUAGGAGGCAAUCAGGAUACAUAUGCGACCCUUCAGAUCCACGUCUUUGUGGACGCUAGUGAGUCCGCAUUCUGCAGUGCGGUCUAUUUUCGAGUAGAAACCGCUGAUGGAGCGAAUGUAGUGCUAGUAUCGGCCAAAUCGAAGGUAGCACCUCUGAAAAUGAUGUCUAUCCCUCGUUUGGAGCUCCAAGCUGCCGUAUUGGGCGCACGGCUUCUGAACAGCGUUAUCACUAUGCACGAUCUGCAAGUAACUAAACGUGUGCUAUGGACGGAUUCUCGUACUGUACUGGCAUGGAUAAACUCCGAUCAACGUAAAUACCAUCAAUUCGUUGGAUUCCGUGUAGCAGAAAUACUGUCUACAACUGAAUCGUCAGAGUGGCGGUGGAUUUCCAGUAAAGCUAAUGUAGCUGACCGUGCAACGAAGUGGGGAACGGGACCUGAUCUCAACGAAAACAGCGUGUGGUUUCUUGGUCCGGAAUUCCUACGUCAGUCAGAGGAUACAUGGCCAAAACAGCAACAAGAAUCAACAACUACUGCGGAAGAAAUAAGAUCCUGUAAUUUCCACGUUACGGAGCCCAGAAUAGUUGUAGACGCAACCCGUUUCAGCCGUUGGGAAAGACUUCACCGUACAAUGGGAUACAUUCACCGUUUCUGCAACAACCUUAAACGAAAACGACAAGGAGUUUCGUUAGAGUUGGGACAUCUCACUCAACUUGAAUUGGCAACGGCAGAACGAAAUCUUUGGAAGUUGGCACAACAGGAACACUAUUCAGCGGAAUUGGAACAACUUAACGAGAAGCGUUGCGUGACUAAGAACAGUAAAAUCUACAAGCUUUCUCCGUUUUUGGACAAAUUCGGUGUUCUUCGUAUGCGAAGUCGGCUCGAACUAUCUGCGUACGUACCAUUUGAAACCAAGUACCCAGUAAUACUUCCAGACAAAUCUGCCGUUACGAUCUUAAUGGCAGAUUGGUUUCACCGUCGUUAUCAACAUGGAAAUCGUGAAACGAUUGUAAACGAAAUGCGGCAACUCUACCAAAUUCCGAAGAUGCGAGCGUUGGUCGCAAAAGUAGCCAAGAAUUGCAUGCGAUGCCGUAUAUGGAAGGCGGUUCCUGAGACUCCAAGGAUGGCUCCACUGCCUAAGGUACGCCUUACCCCAUUUGUUCGGCCAUUUACCUUCGUAGGACUAGACUACUUCGGACCGGUAAUAGUGAAACAGGGUCGAAGCAAUGUAAAAAGGUGGAUUGCACUAUUUACGUGUUUAAGCAUCCGAGCAGUACACAUGGAAGUUGUUCACGCUCUGUCAACAGAAUCCUGUGUUCUGGCAAUUCGAAGAUUCGUUACACGUCGUGGAGCACCGGCUGAGAUAUUCAGUGAUAACGGGACGAACUUUCAUGGAGCCAACAACAAACUGAAAAAGGAGAUCGCAGAACGGAACCGGACACUCGCCUCAAUCAUUACUAAUGCUAACACGAAGUGGUCCUUCAAUCCACCAGGCGCUCCUCACAUGGGAGGAGCGUGGGAACGAAUGGUUCGAUCGGUGAAGGUAGCAAUAGGGACCUUGGCCGAAGCGACUAGAAAACCAGAUGAUGAAACGUUGGAGACAGUCAUAAUUGAAGCCGAAGGAAUCGUAAACUCUAGACCACUGACCUACAUUCCUGUAGAAUCUGCCGAUCAAGAAUCCUUAACGCCAAACCACUUCUUACUGGGAAGUUCCAAUGGAGUAAAGCAACUUGCGGUGCUACCAAUAGAGUAUAGAACAGCUUUGAGAAGCAGCUGGAAGUUGGCGCAGCAUUUGGCCGACGGAUUUUGGCGAAGAUGGCUAAAAGAAUAUUUGCCAGUCAUAUCACGGCGUUCCAAAUGGUUUGACAACGUGAGGGACAUUGCGGUCGGGGAUCUGGUACUUGUGGUGAAUGGAGAAAUAAGAAACCAAUGGACAAGAGGACGUGUAGAGAAGGUGAUUCCAGGUGCCGAUGGCAAGACCCGACAAGCAUGGGUACGAACAGCUGCAGGAGUUCAUCGUCGGCCAGCAGUGAAGUUGGCGUUGCUCGACGUCGUUGAAAGUUGCGAACUUGCUCUAGACAACCAUAGGCGUUCACGGGAGGGGGUAUGUGACGGCGAACAACCCUAGCCUGUGCUUGACUGCCCUGUUGCAUCUUUGUUUCGGAUCUGCCUGUCGUUUGUCCAACUGACAGGUUGACAGCUCGAUGGUAGCAGAGCGUAGGUAUGACAAAGCGACUCCGUACCAAAACAGAACAAAUAUUGGAUAUGCUUGAAUGACUAGUGGAAGUUUAACGAAUUUGCAAAAACCCAGUUAAUUUGAUUAUUAGUGCGUUGAAUUACAGCUAUUGAAGGCCGACGGACAAGCCGGCGGAUAGCUAUUUCCGAAUAUUUUUACACGCGCACAGAAUUCUAUUGAAAUCAAUUGCAUAAAUAAAUUAAAACUUGCAAUUAGUUAAAAUAUCUCGUCUAGAGUUGAAAAUUUGGAGCAACCUACAGUUUGAAACCUAACCUAAAAUUAUUAGCUACGAGAGGAAUCUUAAAGAAUUAAGGAAAUACUGAAGAUUUGUAAGUAGUUUUAUUCAUAAUACUCUUAUAUGUAAAUUUGACACCUAAAUAUAUUACAGUUAAAGUUGCCCUGACACCGCAGAACUGUGGUCCCGCUUCUUGAAAAUUCAGU